CGGCAGACGGAAGGCAGCGAUGCUUCGCUCCUCCGUGCCACUUACUACUCCUCGUAAAGUACUCGCUUCCCCUCCCUGCGGCGGGACAGGGCUCCAAGCUCUCCUCCGCCUCCCGCCACUUCCUCGUCGCCCCAGCCUCAGCCAACCUCCCAGGUGUUCAGUCCACCCCGAACUCGCUUGGAAGGAAGGAAGGAAGGAGAAGGCCGAUCGUGGGGUGAGGGGGGUCCCUAUCCGGCUCGGGUGCGGGGCUAACAGGACUGGACCGAAAACUGCUGCUCUUCAGCCCGGCUCGUCCCCCUGAUGCCCCGGGCGCUCGCCUCUCCAUGCCCGGAGCCGGGGCUGGUGGGAACGACACGCUCUUCCCCUUCUUUUCGGACUUCAAGGACGCGGCCGUCCGCCUGGGGCUGAGCAUCGUGGAGACGGUGGUGCUGGCGUCGAUCUUCGCCCUGGCUUUGGCGGCCAACGCGGGCGCCAUCCGGCUGGUGCUGCGUCGCAAAGGCCGGCCGGGCGCCGCCAGCUGCCUGGUGCUCAACCUCUUCUGCGCCGACCUGCUCUUCAUCAGCGCCAUCCCCGUCAUCGCGGUGGUGCGCUGGACCGAGAGCUGGACGCUGGGCGAGGCCGUCUGCCACCUGCUCUUCUACCUGAUGAGCUUGAGCGGCAGCGUCACCAUCCUCUCCCUGGCCGCCGUCAGCCUGGAGCGGGUGGUCAGCAUCGUCCGGCUCAAGCCCGCCAAGCCUUGGAAGGGACGGCUGGUGGCCGCCUGCCUGCUGUCCGUUUGGGCCUUGGCGGCUCUGGCCACCCUCCCGCUCAGCCUCUUCUUCAGCGUCCAGCCGCUGCCCACCAAGGGCCCGGAAGUGUAUAUCUGCACCUUGGUUUGGCCCAGCAUUGCAGGAGAAAUCGCUUGGGAUGUCUCCUUUGCCACCCUGAUCUUCCUUGUACCGGGAUUGGUCAUUGUAAUUAGUUAUUCAAAGAUCUUACAGAUCGCCAAGGCCUCAAGGAGACGCCUGCAGGUGGGCAUGGCCUACUCAGAGAGGCACCACAUUCGCAUUUCCCAGCAAGAUUUCAAAUUAUUUCGGACUCUGUUUCUCCUCAUGAUUUCCUUCUUUGUCAUGUGGAGCCCCAUCAUCAUCACCAUUCUCCUCAUUUUAGUACAGAAGUUCCAACCAGAUGUGAACAUUGCAUCGUUUGUUUUCUUCUGGAUAAUGGCGUUUACAUUUUCCAAUUCAAUCGUCAAUCCGGUUUUAUACAACAUAGUCCAAUUUAGACAUGGUUGGAGGCAAAUCUUUUUCUGUUGCCAAAAUCCCUUUGGGGAAAAAGAGACUACAAUGGACACGUCCAUGAAGCAGCAGAAUGGGAGACAUUUCACAAUAUCUGUUAUCACCAGAUAACCGUGUGGUAUUCCUCGUGAGCAGAAGGUCAACAGUUUUUAAGAACUGGAGUAAGCAGUUGAGAAAACAAUUCUGUACAGACAGUGGUGGUUUUGUUUACCUUGGUAAGAAACAUGGGUGAAUAAAUCUGAUAGCAA
Ahaetulla prasina is the source of this 1525-nucleotide messenger RNA. It is a transcript of the gene FFAR4, whose product is annotated as free fatty acid receptor 4. The record is from RefSeq and is a predicted model, not a curated record. The transcript is spliced from 3 exons. NCBI's taxonomy places the organism in Eukaryota, Metazoa, Chordata, Lepidosauria, Squamata, Colubridae. The coding region runs from base 324 to 1388 and encodes 354 amino acids. Gene Ontology annotation, biological process: G protein-coupled receptor signaling pathway. Gene Ontology annotation, molecular function: G protein-coupled receptor activity. Gene Ontology annotation, cellular component: membrane.